AUGGAUUCGACGGCUGCUUCCAGCAGCAUCGAUUCUCAGCCUCCGCAGCAGCCUUCUUUGAUUCCUUCAGAAUCCAGCUUGAAUGAAUUCUGUGAGCCGGCAUCGCGCGCGGCGCACUCUGAGGAGCCCAGCGAGAAGAAGGAGCGCCUUGGCUUCUUUGCAGGUCUUUUCUUGGGUCUGGAGGGGAACCUUAGGCGUGCAACAACAGCCGCCACGGACACCUUAGGUGUAUAUACACUUCCUUCCCUCUUCAUUGGAGGUAGCCUCUUGGGGGUGGCCGCUGCAACUAUUUCGUUUAAAUCCCGCAUGCGCGCCUUGCGUGCUGUCAAUGCAACAACAUCAGCAGCCCCAGUUUGCGCGCCAGCGAGAUACUACUCCCAUCGUACUCUUGCACUGUCGCCAACGGCAGCAGACUCUCCCGCCGCUGCCGCAGGAACGUCUGCUGCUACUCCUCAUCCCGUCCCUUGCCGCGAUCCCCAGGCUGCUUCUGUCAUUGCCACUGAGCUGUCUAGGCACCGGCACCAGCAGGUAUGGGACACAGGCGACGACGACGAAGAGUCGGGGACAAAUCCCGAAGGGGCCCCCCGGGGCCCCCCUUCAGCUACAGAGUUGUUUACGCCUAAGGAGCUCGCGACUCUGUUCCUGCUGCCCGCAGCUACAAUUCUGUCCGUGUUGUCUGGCGUGUGGCUGUUUCUGAAGUGGCAAAGCAAUAUUACUGGCCUGCAGCACUUCAUAGCCGCCACCCGGUGGUUGGCGGGCAGCGGCCCCUCUCCUCCCCGGCGCCCGUCGUAA
Messenger RNA from Eimeria maxima, 792 nucleotides. RefSeq lists its product as hypothetical. Bases 1 to 792 code for a protein of 263 amino acids. The record is from RefSeq and is a predicted model, not a curated record. NCBI's taxonomy places the organism in Eukaryota, Apicomplexa, Conoidasida, Eucoccidiorida, Eimeriidae. The transcript is spliced from 2 exons.